AUGAGUGCUCUGUCGUCCGAGAAUAUCAAUGGGGUCUACAUCCCCUCCGCCCUCCUGGUUUUCGGCACCUUCAUUGUGAAGCAAGAAUAUGUUCCCUUCGCCGUGGCUCUGGCUGCCGUGUUGGCCGGAUGGAAGCUGUUCAGUGGCAAUCAACCCCGGAAGGUCCUGAACCCCACCGAGUUCCAAGACUUCGUGUUGAAGGAAAAGAACCUCAUCUCCCACAAUGUCGCCAUCUACCGUUUUGCCCUCCCUCGCCCCACGGAUAUCCUUGGCCUGCCCAUCGGCCAGCACAUCUCGCUGGCCGCCACCAUCGACGGCCAGCCUAAGGAGGUCGUGCGCUCCUACACCCCCAUCUCCUCCGACAACGAGGCCGGCUACUUCGACCUCUUGGUCAAGGCCUACCCUCAAGGCAAUAUCUCCAAGUAUCUGACCACCCUCGAGGUUGGCCAGACCAUGAAGGUUCGCGGUCCCAAGGGCGCCAUGGUGUACGCCCCCAACAUGUGCCGCCACAUCGGUAUGAUUGCCGGCGGUACCGGUAUCACGCCCAUGCUUCAGAUCAUUAAGGCCAUCAUCCGCAACCGACCCCGCAAUGGCGGCAACGACACCACCCAGGUCGACUUGAUCUUCGCCAACGUUAACCCCGACGAUAUUUUGCUCAAGGAGGAACUCGAGCAGCUCGUCAAGGAGGACGACGGCUUCCGUGUUUACUACGUGCUGAACAACCCCUCCGAGGCCUGGACCGGCGGCGUUGGUUUCGUCACCCCUGAUAUGAUCAAGGUUCGUUCUUGGAAAAUCACAGUGACUUUGCGACUUCGCUGGCUAACGUUGAAUUUCCCCCAAACACAGGAGCGCCUCCCUGCCCCCGCCAGCGACAUCAAGAUCCUCCUCUGUGGUCCUCCCCCGAUGGUCAGUGCGAUGAAGAAGGCCACCGAGUCCCUGGGAUACACCAAGGCUCGGCCUGUUAGCAAGCUCGAAGACCAGGUCUUCUGCUUCUAG
Messenger RNA from Aspergillus affinis, 996 nucleotides. Its product is annotated as cytochrome b5 reductase family protein. The record is from RefSeq and is a predicted model, not a curated record. The coding region runs from base 1 to 996 and encodes 331 amino acids. Gene Ontology annotation, molecular function: oxidoreductase activity. The transcript is spliced from 3 exons. NCBI's taxonomy places the organism in Eukaryota, Fungi, Ascomycota, Eurotiomycetes, Eurotiales, Aspergillaceae. Gene Ontology annotation, cellular component: endoplasmic reticulum.